Plasmodium adleri (nom. inval.) is the source of this 9543-nucleotide messenger RNA. RefSeq names its product conserved Plasmodium protein, unknown function. The transcript is spliced from 2 exons. The record is from RefSeq and is a predicted model, not a curated record. NCBI's taxonomy places the organism in Eukaryota, Apicomplexa, Aconoidasida, Haemosporida, Plasmodiidae. The coding region runs from base 1 to 9543 and encodes 3180 amino acids.
AUGGUUGAUAAUGAAUUUCAUGAUGUUCUAGAUACAACAUAUGAAAUUGUAUCAAAUCGUAUAUUAAAUAUAAAUGAGAAAUGGAAAAAUAAACCUUUCAAAAAUUCAAACAUGAAAAAUAUUCUAGAUGAAAGAAAUGAUGAUGGAAAUCAUCAUAUAUUUAGUACAUACGAUAUUAUGAAGAAUAAGGAGGUAUUCCAUAAUGAUAGUAGAAGAAUAUCUACAAAUGAUAUUUCAAAAAAAGAAACAAGGAGUAGUAACAUAGGUUUAUAUAAUAAUAUAAGUGAUAGCUUAUAUAAACUUAAAACAAUAAUAAAUUAUGAUAAGGAAGAAAAAGGUAGUAAAGGAAAGACAGAAAAUUGUAAUACAAAUAUUGAUGAAGAGAUGAAUAUAUUAAAAGAACAUAAUAAAAAUAUCCAACACAUAGACAAUUUAAGAGAAUAUAAUACAAACAUAGAAGACAUCAAUAUCUUAAAAGAAAAUGAUAUAAAUAGAAAAUUAAAUAUAAAAGAAACCUUAGAAAAUGAAUAUAAAAAAAAUGAUGAUAUAUAUAAUAAUAGUAAUGCUUAUAAUAGUGAGAUUGAAUUUUUAAAAAAUGUUGCAAAAGAACAUUCUUUAAAAAAAAUAGAAAAAAAUAUAAAUCUUUUAUUAAAGUGUGAUAGUGAUAAUAAUGAUAAUUUUGAAUUUAAUAAGAAUGAUGUACAUUUAAAUCAUAAUGAUUACAAGGGUGAAGAUCAUUUUCAUGAUAAUAGUGUGAAUAAUCAGAACAAAAUAAAAAAUAUAAUAAAAGAUUAUUUUACACAUGAUGAAAAUAUGAUGAUAAAAAGAAAUAAUGAUAUUAAUGAUAUACAUAUUGAUAAUAAAAAUGAUUUGAAUGAUAAAAAUUAUUCUAAAAAUAUAAAUCCAUAUAAUGAGAGACAUAUAUUUGUUGAUAAAGAAAAUAAUAAUAAUAAUAAUAGUAAUAAUAGUAAUAAUAAUAAUAAUUUCACGUCCUCAUCAAAUAGUAAUAAAAAAAUGAAGUAUCCGUUAAAUAUGAAUUAUUCUAAUAGUGAAGACAAAACAUUAAAUGAAAUAAAUUUAGAUAUGUCAAUUCUAUCGUCAGAUAGUUUAAAAAAUGCAUAUAGUUUUUAUUCAUUAAGUGAGAAAAAUAACUCCAACAACAUAGGGAUGAAUCAUAAUAAAAAUAAUAUGAAUGAAUAUAGGGAUGUGAUAGAUGAAGAUAUAAAUAUUAGUAAGUUCUCUAAUAUAUCAAAUUUACAUGAUUCUGAAAUGAAUGAUAACAAUGAAUUUAGUUCUUCAUUCUCAUUUAAUGAGAACUCUAUAUUUGUAAAAGAUCAAAUGGUUACCAAUUUUUUAGGAAAUAAAAAAUAUGAAAACAAAAAGGAUGUGAUAAAUGAUAAUAACAUGAAAAAUAAUAUAGAAAAGGAUUCUAUAAACAUGCAAUCAAAUCAUUUUAUAAAUCAAAAAAUAGAUUCAAGAAAAGAGGAUGGUAAUAAUAAUAACAUUAAUAGUUCAAAUAUAUUAAAACAUAAUAAAGGAAAUGAACAAAAUGUUAAUAAUUUAUCAGAUUAUUUAUACUCUAUUAAGAAACAAGAAAAUAUGAUUAACUUGUCUAAUAAUGAACAGUUAAAUAAUUUCAAUGUAGAUAAUAAUAAUAUUAGUAAUAAUAAUAAUAGUAAUAUAUAUAUAAAUAAACAAUAUAUAGAUAAUCAAAAAGAUAAUACAAAUAAUAUAAAUCAUCAUUUGAGCUUAUCUUCUAUAAAAAAUAAUACUCAUUUGAACACAUCAAAUGGUUUUAAAAAAAUACCCAAAAAUAAAAAUAUCAUGUCCAAUAUCGAUUUUGAUAAUAAUAUUUUCAAAAGUUAUAUUAAAGACAAUGCUAUAAAGAAUGAAGAAAAUAAUAUGAUUCAUCAACAUGUAGAGAACAAUUAUAUAAAUAAUCAAAUGAAUAUAAAAAAUAAUAAUACUGAAAAUAAUAUGCAAAAUAAAACUUGCAAUAAUUCUGAAAAUAUAAAUGAUGAUAUUAUCAACAAGAAGAAAAUUAAAGAAAUUUAUAAAAAAAUCGAUUCUAUAUCUUUAUUGAAUGAUCUUAGUCUAAAUAAAUUAGAAAGCCUAAAUAGUAGUAUAAUGGAUAUAUAUACAAAAAAUAAUUAUGAGGAAAAAUUUCUUGAUGAUGUAAUAUUAGAUGAUAGUAUUUUUGCUACAUCCAAUGAAUUAUUUCAACAUAGUAAUUAUACUAGUAAGCAUAUUUAUGAUAAUAAUAAGGAGAAAGAAAUGGAGAAGGAGCAAGAGGAGGACAUAUUUCAAAAUAAUUAUAAAAAUGAAACAUAUAAUAAUAAUAAUAAUAUUAUGUUCUCUCAAAAUAAUGCAGAUAAUAUAUUCAAAAUUUCAUAUAGUUGUAAUGACUCAAUGUUAGACCAAAAUAAUGAUGUAGUUCAAGAAAGUAAUAUAGAAAAUAAGAAAGUAGAUCAAUUUGAAGAAUAUCACUCGAAAGAAGAUAUAUUAAAAUUAUACAAUAAGGAUGAUAAUAUUAUUAUAGAUAAAAAUUAUAAUGAUGUAAAAAUAAAAGAAGAUUGUCACUUAAAAAUGGAUAGUCAAGAUAAUAUCAAAAUGAAUGAACAUCAAGAUAUUAAAAAAAACGAGCCAAUUAAUAAUAAAGAAUGUGAUAUAUUUCACAAUAAAAACUUCAAAAGAAACGAAAUAGAUAUUUUGAAAGAAGAAAAUAUAUUAAAAUAUCAAAGUAACAAUGUAAUAAAUACUUGUAAGGAUAAUUUAAAAAGUGAUGAAAAUAAUAUUAGUAAUAUAAACGAAAUAAAGAAUAAUUCUUUACAAUUUGAUAAAAAUAUAUUAUUAAAAAAUACAAUGAGUCUUCAAAAAGAUUAUUCCAAUAUAAAAGAUCGGAAAGCAAACACAUCAAAUAUUGAUAAUAUAAAUAAAUAUACCUCUAAUGAUAUAUCAAUCAAAAGUGAUAUAUUUAUAAAUAAUAAUAAAUCAAAAAGUUAUAACAAAACAGAUAUCAUAAAUGUUUUUUCAAAAUAUAAUUCUAAUCAUGAAGAUACGUUUUCAAAAUGUUUUACAUAUAAAGAACAUUUAAAUAAUAAUAACAAAAAUGAUGAAAAUAUAUUUACAACAUUUUCAAAUGCGUUCAAUAUAUCAAAAAUAAAUAAUAAUAUAAAAAGAUCACAUAAUGAUAUAUUAAACAUAUCAAAUAAAUGUUAUAAUAAAAAUAAUAUCACAAAUAAAACAAAUACAGAUAUAGUUCAAAAUAAUAAUUCACUUGAUAAGCCAGAAACAAAUUUGAUAAAAGAAAAACAACAGUUCAUAAAAACAGAUAUGUCAUCAUAUGAUAAUAACAUAAAAAAUGAUAAUAAUCUUGAUAUAAGAGAGAAUAUAAAUUCUUUUGUUAAAAAUGAAUAUCAAGGUUUCAAUAAAAAUAUGUCAAAUGAAAAUAUAAGUAGUACGAAUAUAUCGCCUUAUAAUAAUCAUAUGUAUAAUCAGGAUGAUAAUGAAAUAAUAAAUAUUAGUAAAUAUAUAGAACAUCGAAUAAAAAAAAAUGCGGAGGAAAAUAACAUAAAGAACAAUAAUAUUAAUGACGAUGCCUCUUCAAAAGAUUUUAAAUAUUUAUCUAAUAAUGAAAAAAAUUUAUUUACUACAAAUAAUUCUUAUAUGUCAACAAAUAUAAACAGCAAUAAAGUGGAGAAUAAAAUGAAUGAUUCAACUAAUGAUGAGUCACAUGAAAGUAUAAAUAAUAAAAAAUGUAAUGAUAAUAAUGAAGAACAUAAAAAUUUUUAUAAUAAAGAGAAUAGUAUUCAUUUUGAUAAAAAGAAUAUUUCAAAUCUUAAUGAUAAUAAUAUAUUCUCAUUAUCAAAAAAUAAUACACACAGUCUUAACUUAUCAUCUUCGAAUAUUUCCCCUACAAAUGUAAGAAAUAAUUUAAAUGAUAAUUUGUAUAAUUAUUCUUUUGAGAAUAAACAUAAUAAUGAAAGUAAAGAAGAAUUUAAUAAUUCAUCUUAUCAAAAUGAAAUAAAAUAUAGUAAUAUGAAUAGUAUGGCUGAAAUGUUCAGUUUUGGUGUUCAUAAUAAUUCUUCUGUUUUUUUUUUUGACAAUCUAAACAAUUUUUCUAUGCAUGAAAAUUGUGACAACUCAAUAAAAGAUUGUGUUCAUAAGGAAGAUGCAUUAAUAUUAAAGGAAAAUGAUGAAAGGAUAAAAGAUAACAUAAAAAAAAAUGACAUAAUAAAAGAUGAUAAUUCAUUUGAAAAUAAUUACGAUAAUAUGAAUAAUUCCAAAACAAUACCUUUAAAUGAGGUUAAAAAUUUAAUAAUGUCUUCUAAUCUUAAUAAUGAUAUACCAUACUUUAAUGAUUAUAAUGAAUACAAUGAAUAUCAUUCAAACAAUAAUUAUAUUUUCAAACAAAACGUUAUCAAUAAUUCUAUGGAUGACAUAUUGUCACAUAAAGAGCAAAUGCUAAAAAGUGAUGUAACAAAUAAGAAUGAAUUUGAAAGAAACAAAAUUAUAAAUGCUAACACAAACGUUAUAAUGCAACAAGAAAAUAAAAGGAUAAAUAAUCAUUUAGAAGAUAAUAAUAAAACAAAUCAACACAACAAAAAUGACAACGGUGAAGAUCAUAAAAAAGGGUUUUAUAACAACAUAUUUGAAGGGCACAAACAAAAAAACAAUAAUAAUGAAAAUAAUAAUGAUAAUACUGAUAAUUAUAAUAAUAAUAAUAAUAGUGUUGUUAAUAGUAAUAUUCAUAAUAAUUGUAAUUUUACACGAGAAAAAAAAAUUGUUCGAAAGAAAUCAGCUAGCGAUAUAGCUAGCGAUAUAUUAGAAACAUGCAGUACCAAUUAUUCUUUUGAAAGAAGCGAAAAAGCAUUUGAACGAAAUGAACACGUUUUAAAAACAGAUUCUAUUUUAUUUAGAAAGGAAGAAAAUAAAGAUCAUAUAUUAAAACAAAAAAAAAAUUCUUUAGAAGAAUAUAAUACACCAAUGGAGGUUAAAAUAAAUUCAAAUUAUAAUUCAAAUAUUAUGUCUAGUACAGAUAAAAAUGUGAUAAAGGAAAAUCAUAAUGUAAGAAAUGAUUCUCUAAUAAUUCACAAUACUAUGAAUGAACAACAAAAGGUAUCAUCAAAUGUUCAAAAUUGUUAUCAUACGUUUGAUUAUUCUGAUGAUAAGAAUAAAUCAUUUAAUGAGAAGCGUAGUAUGGAGAAUAAUUCUCAAAUACAUUAUAACAACAACAACAACAAUAAUAAUAAUAAUAAUAAACAAUGUGAAGGGGAUGAUAUUGAUAAAACCCCUAAACAAAAUUGGGUUUAUAGAAAUAGCCAGACAAAUCUUAACAUUAAAAUGGAUCAAGAUGAUGAUGAUAAUAAUAUAUCAUCAAAAAUAUAUGAACAGUAUGAUAAUACACAUAUGAAUAGGAUAUAUCAAAAUAAUGAUUAUAAAGAAAAUUAUAACAACAAACAUUCUAAUAAUAAUAAUAAUCAUAUGUAUAUACCAAAUGAUGCUUUAAAUGAAUCUGUUCAACGACAAUAUAAUAAUAAUAAUAAUAAUAAUAAUAUUUAUUAUAAAAUGAAUGAAAAAAGUAAUAUUGAAUAUUUUAAGAACAAUAAUUAUAAUAAUGAUAAGAAUAUGCCCAAUAUAGAUGAAAAUCAAAAUAAAUUCUCUAAAAAUAUAACAAUGGUUCCCAUAUAUAAAAAUGAGAUAGAAAAAAAUUUUAUUCAGAUUAAUGAACCAUUUGGAUAUGAUAAUAAUAAGAUAAUAGCGUUAGGUAAAUAUCCAACUGAUUCAUCUAAAGAAAUAUAUAAAAAGGGAUCUAAUAAUUAUGUGAAUAAUAAUUUUGAUAAUAAUAUAUUUAAUAAUAAUAAACAGGAUAAAAAUAUGGUGAAUGGUAUAUAUGAUAAUAAUGAACAAAAAGUAAAAGAAAAAAAAAUUAUUGAAGAAAAAAAUUAUAUAAAUAAGAACAAUAUGGGUAAACAACUAUCUCAAGGAUAUAUAAGAAAUGAUAUGAAUGAUAUGAAUAAUGUGAAUAAUGUGAAUAAUGUGAAUAAUGUGAAUAAUAUGAAUCAUAUGAAUAAUAUGGAUAAUAUAAAUCAUAUGAAUAAUAUAAAUCAUAUGUAUAAUAUAAAUCAUAUGAAUAAUAUGAAUAAACAAAAUAGUAAACAUAAUGUUGUAGGAAUAAAUAAGAAUAAUAUAAAUAAUAUUGAAUCACAUAAUGAAGAUAAGAAUAUUCAUAGUGAACAAGAAAAUGAAAAGUAUAAUUUUUAUAAGAACAAUUAUAAUGAUGAAAAUUAUCAAAAACAUUAUUCUACAUAUUAUCCUAAGGAAGACGUUGUCUCUUCAAAUUAUAGAAAUAACAUGAAGACUUUAGAUAAGAAUUUUUUUAAUAAUAGAGAACAAAAUAAUAUAGAAAUAGCUAAAAAUUAUGAACCGAAUUUAAUUUUUAAAAAUGAUAUAUAUAUGAUUCAAAAAGAAAACAUGAAAGAAAAUGAAAAACAUAUUUAUAAUGAGGAAGAAUAUAUGCAAAUACAACAAAAUGAAAAAGAAAUAUAUAAUAAUAAUAUUAAUAAUAAUUAUAAAUGUGUACCUAAUAAUAAUGAAUAUAAUCCCAAGUUUAAUGUUCCAGAGUACUACGUAAAAAAUAAUAAUAUAAUAAAUUAUGAAGAUGAUAAAUUUGUUCACAAAAGAUGUAAUAAUCAAACAUACAACAAUAUGAUUGAUGAAAAUAAUUAUGAUAAUAAUGUAGGCAAUUAUUAUUUAAUGAACAAAGAGAAGAAUACAAAAUUUGUUUUUGGUAAUAAUAAUAAUAAGGGGGAUAUGAUAUCACCAUCGGCUAUAAAGGAUGAUCAUACAAAAUUUUCUUAUGAUAGUAUGAUAAAUAAUAACAAUAAUAAUAAUAAUUAUUAUAAUAAUUAUAAUGAUGAUGAUGGGGUUGAUGAUUAUGCAAGUAAAAAUAAACAUGCUUUUAAUAAUGAUCACGUAAAAAGCGUACCUUUAAAAAAAUUUUACACUGACUAUGAAAAUUGUCGUACGAAUUGUAAUGUAUAUAAAGAUAACCUACAUUAUGAAUUAAAAUAUUCUGAUGGUAAUUAUAUGAACAGAAAAUAUAAUGAGACAGAUAAUAAUAUGAGAAAAUAUAACAGCAUAAAGGGAUAUAUAAAAAAUACUAGUGUAACAGAAGGUAAUAUAUCAAAAGGUAAUUAUAUGAAAGAAAAUAUAAAAAUUGGUAAUAUAACUGAUCAUCAUAUUAAAACUAGUAAUAAAGAGAAUAUUAUAAAAACAUCUAACGAUAGUAAUAAAAGCAUCAAUAGUGAAAAUCUUCAAAUGUUAUAUGAUUUAUAUGAUGAACAUUAUGAAAUUUUAAGAAAAGAAAAAAAUGGUGAUGUCCUAAAUAAAAUAAUGGAUGUAAUGAUGAAUAUACAAAAUGAUUUGAAGGAUGUAAAAUAUAAAUUGUCAAGAAAAAAGAAAAAUGAUGAAAAAGAUGAAAAGGAAAAGGAAAAGAAGAAGGACAAAGAAAAUGAGAAAGAAAAGGAAAAGAAGAAGGACAAAGAAAAUGAGAAAGAAAAGGAAAAGAAAAAGGACAAAAUAAACGAGAAAGAAAAAGAAAAGAAAAGGGACAAAGUAAACGAGAAAGAAAAUGAAAAGAAAAGGGACAAAGAAAAUGAGAAAGAAAAGGAAAAGAAGAAGGACAAAAUAAACGAGAAAGAAAAAGAAAAGAAUAAGGACAAAGAAAAUGAGAAAGAAAAAGAAAGGAAGAAGGAGAACGAAAAAAAAAAAGAAAAAGAAAUAAAGAAAGAACAACAAAAAAGGAAAGAAGAAGAAAGAGAAAAGGAAGAAUACAGGGAUAAAGAAAAAAGGAAAGAGAAAGAAAAAAAUAAAAUUAAAGAAAGAGAAACAAAACAUGAAGAUGAAUAUUAUAAUCCAAAUUAUUUAACAAGAAAUAUAGGAUCUGCAGAAGACGAAAAUAUAUUAAGCGAAUCAAUAUUUCUGAAUAAGAGACAAUUAGACGAAAAUGCAAAGAAAUUAAAAAUUUUAGAAGAAGAAAGGAAAAAAUUAUUAAAUUAUAAUGAGAAAGGAAAUUAUAAAAGUAUGGUCAAUAGCACAUAUAGUAUAGAAGAAGGUCAGUUAUAUAAUAAACAAUAUAUCAAUAGGAAGGAUUCUAAUAUUUUAAAGAAUAAAAAUUUUGAUAAAAAUAAAUAUAAUAGUCAGAACAAUAUUAUAAAUCAAACAAAUUAUGAUAAUGAUUAUAACAAUGGUUCUACUAAAAAGUGUAACAUUGAAGAUAGUUCUUCAAAUGAUUAUUAUAAUAAAAAAAAUAAUUCCUUAUUAAAUAAUAAUAAUAAUAAUAAUAUGAAUGAUAAACCUAGUAUUGAUCAAGCUCCAUCAGAUAAUAUUUAUAAUAAUGAUAAGACAUCAUCAAAUAAUUAUUAUAAUAAUAAUAAUAUGUCAGAUAAUUAUUAUAACAAUUAUGAAAAAAAUAUUACCAACGAUUUUGCAAACAAUAGUAAUUCAUAUAAUAAUUAUGAUAAUAUUGAAAAGGAAUUAUAUACAAGUUUGAAUUUUGAUUUAAAGAAUUUAAAUUAUGAAGACAUAGAAGAUUCAGUGAUUAGUAAAUCCAAUAGAUUAUAUUUAUUUAACAAAUUUUUUACAUCAUUAUAUUAUGAAGACAAUACAAGAAGUCAUAAUUUCAUUAUGUUUAAUAUAUAUAAUAUAGAACAGAAAAGACAGACACAUAAGGUUUCUUUAUUUUUAGAAAAGGACUAUAGUAAUAUUUUUCCAUAUGCAUAUAAUAACUUAUUGUUUUAUGCAUUUGAUUGUUAUAAAUUUUAUAGACAUAUAAAAAGUAAAUUUCAAGAUACUUAUAAGAUAUAUGAAAACUCGACAAGCUGUUUAUAUAUUAAUAAUAAUUUUGAAACAAAUUUAAUAAAACGUUUAUUUAUAGAAGAAAAUAAUUAUAACAAUUGUAAAUAUUAUUUAAAUGAAAAUAGGAUAUUAAAAACAUGUACUAAAUAUUUUAUGGAUAAUUUCCUAUCAUUAAUUGAUAAAAAAAUUAAUAUAAAAAAUAUUAUUCCAUAUAUGAAAAAAAAUAAUUAUGAAUUCGAUCAAAGGAAUCUAUAUUUUUUUAUAUCUAAUUUUAAUUUGAUGGAUAAAAUUUUUAGUGACUCACAUGGAUUUGAUUGUAACAAGAAGUUUUUUGAACAAAAUUGUCCAAAUAUUAAAAAUUAUGCUAUCUUUUUUAAAUAUAUAAAAGAUGCUUCCAAUUUUUAUGAUACCCACAUUAAAAAUAAUAAUCACAAUGAUAAUGAUAAUAAUAAUAAUAAUAAAAAUAAUUAUAAUUACAGACUAAUUAUUGUGGCUCUGCAUAAAGGUAAAACUUAUAAUUAUGAAAAAUCUUCUUUUAAUCAUUUUAUUAAUACGUUUGAUAAAGAAAUAUAUAAUUAUUAUAAUAAUUACGACUCCAUGUCUUUUGAUAAUGGUUCAGUCAUACUAUUCAAUUUAUCAUAUGCGGUCCCUUUUUAUUAUAUAGAAUAUUAUAAAGAAUUCUAA